Candidozyma haemuli is the source of this 3342-nucleotide messenger RNA. RefSeq lists its product as uncharacterized. The coding region runs from base 1 to 3342 and encodes 1113 amino acids. Gene Ontology annotation, molecular function: ATP-dependent peptidase activity; serine-type endopeptidase activity; ATP binding. Gene Ontology annotation, cellular component: peroxisomal matrix. NCBI's taxonomy places the organism in Eukaryota, Fungi, Ascomycota, Pichiomycetes, Serinales, Metschnikowiaceae. The record is from RefSeq and is a predicted model, not a curated record. Gene Ontology annotation, biological process: protein quality control for misfolded or incompletely synthesized proteins; protein targeting to peroxisome; protein processing. The transcript has a single exon.
AUGUCCAAGUACAAAAACUCAACCACCGUCAAAGACGGUCUGGUCAAACAACAGGUGAUUCUCACCAACUACACCUUGGAUUCGUCAUUAGUGCUUCUUCCAGGAAUCAUAUAUAAUGUGAGUUUUUCCCGGUUCAAAGCGGCGGCGUUGCUUUCUCGGUUUAAGGAGAAAGUCGACUCGGUCCAGUUGGUCAAGAGUCUUUUGUCUGAAUACGACUUUGACUCUGCCUCUUCCGAGUCGUCUGCUAUCAGUGAAGAUGCUGCUGAUGGAAUCCAGCAUUUUUACAAUAUGGAGCAGCAGACGAAGUUGAAGGGCGUGCCGGAGGUGAAUAACGUGCAGCCGUCGUCGGAGUUUGACUGGCUUGUGCUUGCAGUGUCGCCUAACUUGAGUAAGAUCCCGAGCCCGAAGUCUUUGCCUGAACUGGCGGUGGAUUCUGCUGAAAUGGCUACUAUUGUGCGUGUGGUGGGUAUUGUGGACGAUACGACGAACGUGAAACUUACGUUGCAGGCGCUUCAGCGUGCUACCAAGGUGCCGGGCUAUAAGCCUAAGAAACCUACUGAGAGUUUGCUUAAGGUGCACUGGAACGAUAAGCUUGACGACCCUGCUAGUCAUUUGCAGACACUUAAAUCGUCUACGUCGAUUUUGUUUAAUGCUAUUGAUCGGUUUGUGACAGAGUACCGCCAGGCCAUGCAGAAUGCCGGCAAGAACGAUGAAAAGAAGAGCGAUUUGCUUACAUUGAAUCCUUUGGCGAAUGCUUUGUUUUUGCAACUUGCGGGUUCGAAAGAUUUCUCUAAGGCUUAUUUGAGCUUGCAGAAGAUCGUGUCGAGCUUGACAUCUUCUGAAAAGUCUAAUCCUAGGAACUUGCUGCGUAUUGUGGACUUGACAGCUGCUAUUAUUCCUUUCCCUAACCACGAGAAGCUCAAGAUGCUCGGAACCACAGAGUUGAAGGAUAGGGUUGUGGAGAUCAAUGUCAUGAUCAGCAAAAUGACUGAAGUGUUUGGAAAUCUCAAGGAGAACAACAAAAUGGUCAACCACUGGUUCUACAACGAAGCUUCGAAUAUCCAGAGAGCUAAUAUGGUGGCCAACCAGCUCAAGUCUAUUCGUGUCGUUUUGGAAGGUCUCACUCAGAAGGGUAAGGAGAACAAUAACAGUAACUCCAACCAGAAGGCGCUUGUUCGUCGUAAGGGCGGUGCUGGGCCUAUUUCUUCGUCUAGAGGCGGUCCUAACGAUCCUGAGUCGGUUGGCGACGAUGACGACGGUGAUGAUGACGAUAUCCGUGCUAUUGCAAACUUCAUCAAGAACAGACUACCGGAAAUUGUCUCGUUGAGCGAAGACAGCAAGCGUUUGAUCACCAAGGAUUUUAAGAGAAUCAAGUCGUCUCCUCCUGGCAACGCCGACUUCCAUGUCAUUAGAAACUACUUGGAGAUUGUUAUGGAUAUGCCUUGGGAUAAGUUUGUUUCCAAGUUCAAGUCCAACAAGGAUAUCAAUAUCGCAGAAGCCAAGCGCCAGCUUGACGAGGACCACUACGGCUUGGACCACGUGAAGAAGAGACUUACUCAGUACCUUGUGGUGUUGAAGCUUUUAGGUAUCAAUGCCGAUAAGGAAUACGAAAGAUUAGGCAUCAAGGAAGCUCAGCGUGAGAAAGAAUUGCAGGCUCAACGCGAGAAUAGAAAAUUCACUAGAGAGUCCAACAAUGGCGAAGCUAUCAUUAUUCCUAACAAUGACGAGACCAGACGUGCCAAGGAACAAGCUGACAAUAGAAUCAAGAAGUCUAGAGACAUGACAAGCGCCAACAAGGAGAGAGACGCAAAGAACCUUCUUGCUUCCAAGAACAACAGAUCUCCUAUCAUCAUGUUGGCCGGUCCUCCUGGUGUUGGUAAAACGUCGCUUGCUAAGCUGAUUGCUGGAACGUUGGGUAGAAAGUUCCAGCGUGUUUCUUUGGGCGGUGUUAGAGACGAAUCUGAGAUUCGUGGCCACAGAAGAACGUAUGUUGGUGCUAUGCCAGGUACGAUUGUCCAGGCGUUGCGUAAGGCGAGAUCCAUGAACCCGGUGAUUCUUCUUGAUGAGAUUGAUAAGGUCGUUGGCGGGGCCAGCGGAGGAGCCAAGUUCAGUGGAGACCCAGCGGCAGCAUUGCUUGAGGUUUUGGAUCCAGAGCAGAACAACCAGUUUAUGGACCAUUACUUGGGCUUCCCUAUUGAUUUGUCCCAGGUGAUCUUUAUUUGUACUGCCAACGAGCCAUACAACUUGUCUAGACCAUUACUUGACAGAUUGGAGAUGAUUGAUAUUGGUGCUUACGAUUACAGUGAAAAACUCGUUAUUGGCCAGAGAUACUUGUUGCCUAGACAAACCAAGCGGAAUGGGUUCCCUGAUGAUAACUUGGUUAGCAUUGACGAUGAGGUGAUGAAGAAGAUUGUCCUUGAUUACACGAGAGAAGCUGGUGUACGUAAUCUUGAGAGAAAGUUGGGUACGGUUUGUCGGUUCAAGGCGGUGGAGUUUGCUGACAGUCUUAAUGACAGUGCCGUUCAAUAUAACCCUCGUGUGGAAGAGUACGACUUGGCCAAGUACCUUGGGCUUCCAAUGCCGAACUUGAAUAACGAGAUUGUGGAGGUUCCACUUCAACUGGCCAAGUAUGGCGUGGUGAAUGGAUUAUCAUACAAUACCGACGGGUCCGGAUCCGUUCUUAUCUUUGAAAGCAUUGGUUUCCACAAUGAAAAAGGCGGUACUUCAUUGAACAUGACAGGACGUCUUGGCGAAGUGUUGAUGGAGAGUGCCAAGAUCGGCAUGACGUUCAUCAAGAACACCAUGCAUAAAGGAUUGUGGAACGUUGAUAAUGCAAAGAAGGUGCUUGAAAAGCUCAACAACCUUGAAAUCCACAUGCAUGUGCCCAGCGGUGCUGUUCAAAAAGAUGGUCCUUCCGCAGGUAUCACCAUGGCGCUCUCGUUCCUCUCGUUGUUGCUUGAAAAGCCCGUUCCGCUGAAUAUCGCCAUGACCGGUGAAAUCACUCUCAGAGGACUUGUUUUGCCCAUUGGUGGACUCAAAGAGAAGAUGCUUGGAGCGCACCUCACCGGCCAAAUCCAAAAGAUCAUUGUGCCACGCGAAAACAGACGAGACGUGAUUGAAGAGUUUGUUCAGAAGAUCAAUGAGCCGCAGAGAAUGAACGAGCUCUUGAGAGAUAACCAGGAUGUGAACUUCAAGAACACCUCUCCCGAAGACUACUUCUACGACAAGUACGGCGUGCGUGUGGUUUACGCAAAAGAGUUCUGGGACGUGAUCAAACACGUCUGGGGCGACGAGCUCUUGGUGAAGGUGGAACAAGCGCGUAUGGACGAGUACCACUUGUAA